CUCUCCCUCCUCCCUCACAUUCACUCCCCAAAACCCUCUCUCUCUCUUUCUCCGAGUCUCCGACCCAAAACCUUGCGAAUUCAAACAGCGCCAGCCAUGGCGGACAAGGAGAACUGCCUGCGUGUCACGAGGUCGAUGAAGAGAAGGCCCGAGGUUGCAGUGACCCUGGAGCAGCCGGCCACCAAAAAACGCGUGGUGUUGGGAGAGCUCCCGAAUGCCGUCGUUCUGGCGAAUAAAAUGUCCGGGGCGGAGAAGCAGAUCCAGAAAGGCAGCGCCAAAGGCAAGGCGAAGAAAGUAGUGCCCCUGACCAAAACGAUACAGCAGCCGGAGGCGGCCAAGGACGUUGAUGCGGUGUCGGAUAACCACCAAAUGUGUGCGCUGUAUGCUCGUGACAUUUAUGAGUAUCUUCAGAAGCUCGAUGCGGAUGAAGAUCGAAGACCUUUACCCGAUUACAUGACAAAGAUUCAAAAGGAUGUCACUGCCAAUAUGAGAGGAGUCUUAGUGGACUGGUUGGUUGAUGUUGCAGAGGAAUAUAAACUCCUUUCUAACACUCUUUUCCUCACCGUUAUGUAUAUUGAUAGAUUCCUAUCUAUGAAUGUUCUCAACCGGAAGAGGCUUCAGUUACUUGGUGUUUCUUCGAUGCUCAUUGUCUCUCUGGGAUGUGAUUAUGCUACUUGAUGUUGAGGGUCAGUUCAUGUGAAAGUGCAGUGAAUAUGGAAGGAUAUGGAAAAUGCAGAAAGUGGUUUAUAUUUUUUUAAUUAUUAAUAUAUUUUUUGUCGGUUUUAAUCGACAUAAAUGCUCUUAUUUAUUUAUUAUUAAUAAAUUCUUUUUUGGAUUUAUUCGACAUAAUUUUUGUCGGUUUUAAUAUUUUCUGUAGAUUUUAACAGACAGAAAUGCUCGGAUUUAUUUAUUAU
Molecule: messenger RNA, 914 nt
Organism: Pyrus x bretschneideri (Chinese white pear)
Lineage: Eukaryota; Viridiplantae; Streptophyta; Magnoliopsida; Rosales; Rosaceae
Product: putative cyclin-A3-1
Exons: 2
Coding region: 97-678 (193 amino acids)
Biological process (GO): regulation of cyclin-dependent protein serine/threonine kinase activity; mitotic cell cycle phase transition
Cellular component (GO): cyclin-dependent protein kinase holoenzyme complex; nucleus; cytoplasm
Molecular function (GO): cyclin-dependent protein serine/threonine kinase regulator activity
Source: RefSeq, a predicted model, not a curated record